AUGAAUGCGUACCCCAGCGAGCUGGUCGUCCAGCUGCGGCCGUGUGUGCACGUCAGUGGGCUUGUGCCGGAGCAGAAGGCAUGGCAUGAUGUCCUGCCUCAUCCUACGCAGGUGCAUCCCGAGUUGUGCCAGGCCCUAGUGGCGCAGCUGACGCGUCAUGCGCAGCCGCAGGCCUGGUAUCCACCGACGCGUCCGGACUAUGUGCGCAUGGUGUUUGUGGCGUAUGCGCACAAAAUUCCGCCGGCGCGUAUGCGGGCGGGCCUGCGCCUGCAGGAUGAGCAGGCGCGGCGUGUGCUGGGGGCCUUGCCGCCCCGCUCGCCGCUGUCGCCGCUGUACCCUGGUGGCCCUCUGUUUCCCGAUGGCAUCAUCUCGCCGUCGUGGAUUCGGAAGCAUACCGAGUACGUGCCGGGCGUGCAUGUGGCGUUUUUUUGCAUGCCGCCGCAUGAUACGGCGUCGCUCGCGAUGGACGCGGCCCUGAUUGAGGUCGUCGCUUCGAUGCGUGCCGCGUACGCACAGCGGGGCAUCAAGCUCAUGAUGGUGCUUCUGUGCGACCCGCUUCUCUUUGCGCAGGGCAUCGAGGCGCGCGUCGCGCAUCUGCGCCGUGCGUCGGGCCUCGAGGCGCGCGGCGCCGUGUUUGUGCUGAACACCGGCGCCAAGGAAGACAUGGCGCCGUUCGCGCAGAGUCUCAUGCAAGCGGCGCGGCUCGUGGCCCAGGACCAUUACCGCGAGCAUGCACGGCAUGUGCGCCGCAACCGCGCGCGGUACCCGCCGCCGCCCUCUGUCACUCAGCCGAUCAUGCAUGCGGCUGUGAGCGCCGGCGUCGCGAGAGCCGAUCGUGUGCCAUCGAUGCUGAGCGCCGAGGGCUGGCACAUUCGCAUGCACUACAAGCUGGGUGCGUUGACGGAGCUGCAGGGCGAGACGCGCGAGGCCCAUCAGCUGUACAUGGAGGCGUACCGCCUGCUGAUGCAUACGUAUCUCCCGAACGCGGCGCUCGUCGAGCCGCGGACGCGGCGGUGGGCCGAGGCCAAGGUGCUGGCCGAUACGCUCUCGCUCAAGCUUGUGAAGCUUUCGCUGUACGACGCACAGCGAUCGCUGGCGCACAAGCAGUGUCAGUACCACAUGUCGCACAUGUCGCAGCUGUGCCAGCGCUGGGGUAUGACGCAGCACGAGUACUGGGCAUGGCUCGCCAAGCAGUACGUGCUCGUGACCGACUUGGUCGAUGCGCUGCCUAUGCGCAUGCAUGGCUUUGACGUGCCGCUAUGGCGGUACCAGGCCGCGCUGUGCCACAUGCAGCGCGCGUGCUGCGGACGCCCAGCGGACGCCGCGCGUCGCGAGGCCCACGUCGACUACACGACGCCGAUUGUGCGUGAGUUGCACGCCGCGUACGAGGCAUGGAACCAGGCGCGUCGCGGGCGUCUCGCGCACCUCGCAGGGACGCGCCUUGCUCUCGCGUACGAGGAUGCGCAGCCUCGCAAGACGCUCGAGUACCUCUUGCGCACGCUGCAGUGGUACCGCCGGGACGCGUGGCGCGAGUUGACCGUCGUGCUUGUGGCCCGUGCUAUCGACUGUGCGGUGCGUGCGCAGGAGUCGUCGCACCUGGCGGCGCUCGUAUGGGACAUGCAGCAAACGGUGCCGUCGUCCCUCCGUGGUCUGCAGCAACAGGCGCUGGCACAGGCGCCGGCCGUCGAGACACACGAGUCUGUCCACGUCGUCGAUCAGCCGCCGUGCACGCUCUGUGUGCAUGCCGUCUUUGCUCGCGGCACGAGUGCGUGCGAUGAGGCGAUGCCCUUCCAAGUCGUCGUGGCGAUCGCCGACGACGCGCCUAUGGACACGCUCGACGUGCGUCAGUGCGAUCUCUAUGUCUCGGGUCAGGAGGCGCCGCUCCUCACACUCGCGGGCAUACCGACCGGCCCGCCGGGCGUCGUCGAUGUCGGCGACGUCGUAGCAGGGCAGGCGCACACACGCGAGGUGCGGCCCCUCGUCCUGUCCAAACGCGAGCCGCUGGCUUGGUAUGGGCGCCUCCAGGGUCGCGUGCCCGGCACGGUGGCAUGGCGGAGUGUCGUGUGCCAUGUGCAGCGGCCGACACACACCUUGAAGCUCGAGACGCGCAUUCCCACGCCCUCGAGUACGUGGCUCCUUCCCAGCGGUGCGCGCUUGGCUCUCCCACCGCGCCACCGACCGCAUACCCUGCACGUACGCGCGCCGACCACCGAGAUCCACGUGCCUGCGACCGUGUAUGCCGGCCAAGUCGUGCCGCUCACCGUCGAUGGACAGGGCACGCUCUCUGUCUCUGAUCAGGCUGCGCUCCUCGACGAGGACGGCACAGCCCAUGCGAGUAUCGCGAUACCCCCACAUACCCUGCGCUUGCAUGCCCCCUCGGUGACGACGCCAUGCGACUUGGAGCUCAGAUGCACCACUCGCGCAAGGCAGACACGUCGCAUGAUCCGUGUCGAGCCAUCCUUCACGGUACGCGCACAGGACGUGCCUGGCGCGCGCAUCCUGCAUGUCACGUACCAUGGCGCGAUGCCCGUAUGCGUCGAGCGCGCGCACUUGAACGAGGCCGUCUUGCAUGGUAUGGACCCGCAGCAUGUGUGGACGACGCACGACCAGGCCGUGUGGGCCGGCGUCGGUGCGAUGACGGGCCCGCCAACGCUCGUCAUCGAGUGGCGUCCAUGCCAAGAAAAGGCGCCGCUGUGCGUGACGCACUUGGCCCUCGCUGUGGCCUCGCCCUCACCGCCGCUGCCGGUCACAUGCACCGUCGCCGUGUCGACGACGCAUGCAACCGUGUUCGAGCCGAUCCACGUCGACGUGCGCGUGCACAACACGAGCGAGGCCGUGGCGGAUCUGGUCCUGACAGUCGACGAGACGGAUGACUUUGGCAUAGACGGCUUUCAGGGGCGGCUCGCCGUCUCGAUGCUGUUGCCGCAGGAGCAUCGCACGUUCCCGCUGACCUUGUGGCCCAAGCGGCCCGGCCCACUCGUCCUGCCGCGUGUGCGUGCCUGGGACAGGGAGGCAUCCGAGGUGCGCGUCGACCUGACCGCGCCCGCCAUAGUCCACGUCGCUAGCCAGUGA
Molecule: messenger RNA, 3072 nt
Organism: Malassezia restricta
Lineage: Eukaryota; Fungi; Basidiomycota; Malasseziomycetes; Malasseziales; Malasseziaceae
Product: trafficking protein particle complex subunit 11
Exons: 1
Coding region: 1-3072 (1023 amino acids)
Source: RefSeq, a predicted model, not a curated record